AAAAUAUUGUGUACAGUCAUACCGGCAUCAGCAAGGGUUUUUGAACUCCACAAUUCAACCUCAACCCCUUUACUCCCUUCAACUCUCUCUCUCCUCCCUGAUAGAGAGAGAAAGUCUCUGCAAACCCUUUUUUCUUCUUCAAUUUCUCUUGAUUUGUCCAAUUCCUUAUCUAAAGAUUCAUCGAUUAUCUAAUCGCUGAUAAAAUCCUCAUCUUUUCUUCUUGAUUUCUUCGUUUUAAUCGCGUUCCGAGCAAGCUAACUGAGUAUGCCGGCUGACCAAACCCUAAUAAGCUUAAGACCUGGUGGUGGUGGUGGAGCUUAUCGCGGCGCGAGAUUUCUCGGACCCCGAUUUGAUUCUUCUUCUUCUACUGCUUCUGAUGAUAAUCAGCUACUUCGUCCUCAUGGCGGCGCACCUUCCUCUCUGUCUCUCAAGUUUGGAGAUGCUCGACACGAGAAUCGUGAGCGCAUUUGCUACACUCGAGACCAGCUGUUGAAGCUCAGAGAGGCGGCUGUUCUAGAGGAUAUCUUAAAAGUUAAGAGAGAAAUUGAUUCUGAAUUACUUCCUGAAGAGCAGAGUUGGAGUCGGGCUGAAGCCAAUCCUCCAAGUCAGCCACAGGGACGCUAUUCGGAACCUGAUGAUCGGGAUUGGCGUAGCCGCUCUACCCAGGUCUCUGCCUCUUCGGAGGAGAGGUCUUGGGAGUCUAUAAGAGAGAGAGAGUUUGUCAAUAAAGGCCAGGACUCUAAUCGCCAGGACCAGCUUAGCUCUCAAAUGUCAAGGGCACAGAUUUCCUCAAAUCAAGGGGGUCCAACUCCAGUUCUGGUUAAAGCUGAGGUGCCGUGGUCAGUGAGAAGAGGCAGUCUCUCAGAGAAAGAACGUGUAUUGAAAACUGUUAAAGGUAUUCUCAACAAGCUUACACCUGAGAAGUAUGAUCUUCUCAAAGGUCAAUUGAUUGAUUCUGGUAUUACAUCCGCUGAGAUCCUGAAGGGUGUUAUUUCUUUGAUCUUUGACAAAGCUGUCCUUGAACCUACAUUCUGCCCUAUGUAUGCUCAGUUAUGUUCUGAUUUGAACGAAAAGCUACCUCCAUUUCCACCAGAGGAAGCUGGAGGAAAAGAAAUUACUUUCAAGCGUGCUCUUUUGAACAAUUGCCAAGAGGCAUUUGAAGGUGCUGACAAUUUAAGAGCUGAACUGAGACAGAUGACAAACCCAGACCAAGAAGCUGAACGUCGAGAUAAAGAAAGAAUGCUUAAGCUCCGUACUCUUGGGAACAUACGGCUUAUUGGUGAACUUUUGAAGCAGAAAAUGGUUCCUGAAAAGAUUGUGCAUCAUAUUGCGCAGGAGCUAUUAGGUCCUGACAUUAAAAUCUGCCCAGCAGAGGAGAAUGUUGAGGCCAUUUGUCAGUUCUUUAACACUAUUGGUAAGCAGCUUGAUGAUAACUCCAGAUCACGCCGUAUAAAUGAUAUGUAUAUGAAUCGAUUGAAGGAAUUGAGCUCAAAUAGUCAACUUGCCCCCCGUCUGCGGUUCAUGGUUCGUGAUGUUCUUGAUUUGCGGACCAACAAUUGGGUUCCUAGGCGUGAAGAGGUUAAAGCCAAGACCAUUACUGAAAUUCAUUCCGAGGCAGAAAAAAACCUUGGUUUGCGUCCUGGUGCAACUGCAAGCAUUAGGAAUCCUCGUGGUAUACUUUCUCCUCAAGGGAGCUUGAGUCCAGGAGGCUUUCCUGGUAAUCGACCAGGCACCGGAGGUAUGAUGCCUGGGAUGCCUGGCGCACGGAAGAUGCCUGGAAUGCCGGGAAUGGACAAUGACAAUUGGGAAGUUCCUAGGAGCAGGUCCAUGCAAAGGGGGGUGGAUGUGAAUGCUGCUUCUGCUGGAACACGAUCACCCUUCAUUGGCAAACCAGCUCAGUUAAACUCGAAGUUCUUAUUUCCUGGGAGUGGUGGUAUCAUUAGUGGUAAGACCAGUGCACUUCUGCAAGGAAGUGGGCCACCUGCUCGUCAAUCAAGCUUCAGCUCAGGUAUGGAGCCCCUCGGACAAAUUGCCAAGGCUAAGCCCAUACCAACCCCUCAAUCGUUGGCCCCCAUGGAGAAACCCGCCCCUGCUACAACUGCUAAUGUUAAUUUUGAGGGGCUUAAGAAAAAGACAAUCUCUAUCCUCGAGGAAUACUUCCAUAUCAAGCAGCUGGAUGAAGCACUGCAGUGCAUUGAGGAGCUGAAAUCACCCUCUUAUCACAGCGAAAUCGUGAGGGAGGCAAUUAACUUCGGAUUGGAAAAGAACCCACCAUGUGUUGAGCUAGUUGCAAAGCUCAUAGAGUACCUAUUCUCAAAGAAGGUUUUCACUGCCAGAGAUAUAAGUUCCGGAUGCUUGCUUUAUGGCGGAAUGAUUGAUGAUAUUGCUAUUGACCUUCCCAAAGCUCCUAAUAACUUCGGUGAGAUAUUGGGCAAGUUGAUUCAAUGUGGGGGAUUGAACUUCAGUAUAAUGAAGCAAGUCCUUCAAAGGGUAGAAGAUGAAAUGUUCCGGAAACCUAUAUUUGAAAACGCAGUAAAGUUGGUCCUGCCAGGAGUUUUGGAAGUUCAAGCUGCCGAUGUUGAAGCUUGCCGGGCACUUCUCUGAACACCGGUUGGUUCUCUUGUUUUCUUCACGGUCACUACUUGAAAUUCAAUGUCAUCUUAUCCCAAUCAUCCGACGUUUUCCUUAUGAUUAAAUUUUGUUAUGGUUUCACAUUUCCUCUGUUGGGGUUAGCACCCUUGUACUACUAUACUGAAUUGAAGCAGUGAGGACCAGGUUGAGUUUUUUUGUUAUUGACUGUAUAUUUUGCUUCGACGACCAA
Molecule: messenger RNA, 2821 nt
Organism: Amaranthus tricolor (Joseph's coat)
Lineage: Eukaryota; Viridiplantae; Streptophyta; Magnoliopsida; Caryophyllales; Amaranthaceae
Product: eukaryotic translation initiation factor-like
Exons: 9
Coding region: 265-2604 (779 amino acids)
Cellular component (GO): eukaryotic translation initiation factor 4F complex
Molecular function (GO): protein binding; mRNA binding; translation initiation factor activity
Source: RefSeq, a predicted model, not a curated record